Jatropha curcas is the source of this 1074-nucleotide messenger RNA. RefSeq names its product hevamine-A. Gene Ontology annotation, biological process: carbohydrate metabolic process. Lineage: Eukaryota; Viridiplantae; Streptophyta; Magnoliopsida; Malpighiales; Euphorbiaceae. Gene Ontology annotation, molecular function: chitinase activity. The record is from RefSeq and is a predicted model, not a curated record. Gene Ontology annotation, cellular component: extracellular region.
GACCAUCCCUUGGCAUAAUAGCAGAGACAGAUAUUAUUGUUCAUCUACAUUGGUUAGCAAUAAUAAUGGCCAUGAAACCCCAAGCCAUCCUUCUUCUCCCUCUUCUAAUACUUUCGUCGAUUAUAUCCUCCCAUGCCGGAGGAAUUGCCAUUUAUUGGGGCCAAAACGGCAACGAAGGAACUUUAGAACAAACGUGUGCAACAGGAAAAUACUCUUACGUGAACAUAGCCUUUCUCUACAAAUUUGGCAAUGGUCAAACCCCAGAAAUCAAUCUUGCUGGUCAUUGCAACCCAGCAACCGGAGGUUGCACCAUUGUCAGUAAUGGCAUAAAAAGUUGCCAAAAGCGAGGAAUAAAAGUAUUUCUUUCUCUUGGCGGUGGCGUCGGAAGUUACACUUUAGCUUCUCAAGCUGAUGCAAGAAAUGUAGCAGAUUAUUUAUGGAAUAACUUUCUGGGUGGAAAAUCGUCUUCACGUCCUUUAGGUGAUGCUAUAUUGGACGGUAUCGAUUUUGACAUAGAGCAGGGUUCGACACUUCAUUGGGAGGAUCUUGCACGUUUUUUAUCUGCAUAUAGUAAAAACGGCAAGAAGGUCUAUUUAGCUGCAGCUCCUCAAUGUCCAUUUCCCGAUAGUAAUUUAGGGACUGCCCUUAAUACCGGUCUUUUUGACUAUGUUUGGGUUCAGUUUUAUAACAAUCCUCCUUGCCAGUAUAGUUCAGGUAAUACUGCUAAUAUUAUUAAUUCUUGGAAUAGAUGGACCGCAUCGAUAAAUGCUGGAAAGAUAUUUCUUGGGUUACCGGCAGCUCCUGAGGCAGCCGGAAGUGGGUAUAUUCCACCGGAUGUGUUGACUUCUCGAAUUCUUCCGGAGAUAAAGAAAUCAGCCAAGUAUGGAGGGAUUAUGCUCUGGUCAAAGUAUUAUGAUGAUAAGAAUGGAUAUAGUUCCUCCGUUCUAAGAAGCGUGUGACGCGCGUAUGGAAAUUACUCCUGCUUUGCUUCGGUCUAAAUUGACGUGGGUCAACUCCAUUUAGCAAUAUGUAUGAAUAACGAAGCAAUAAAAUCAGCAUACGUAUCAUUUUGUU